CGUCUGUCUGUCGACGUUGUGAUCGUGUCUCAGCGUGUGAAAAUUUUUUCCAUCUUCCAGGAUAUUUUCCCUCCCCAGCGAAUAUUCUCAAGUAAUGUCCCAACCCCAAACGAAAAAACGUCGCAGUCGAAAAGGUUGCAAACAGGAACCAUCUCAAGUUAAGGAAGAAACAAACCCGAUUCCCGUGAAGAUGGAGACGGAAGCGGAGACGGAGGUAAAGCCGGUCCUUCCAUCGUCGACCUCUUCGCUGUUGCCAUCUCAACGAGCAGAAUGCAGCUCGUGCAAAGACACGGUGGAAAAUCCGGUAACUUGCAGCAGUUGCGACUUGUUCUUCUGCCUGAAGUGCUUUGAUGUGUGGCUUUCGUUGACGCCGCAAACCAUGUGCCCGGCGUGUGUUGCGGCUGCGAAGAAAAAACAGGAUGACAACUGCGGAGUUCACGAUCAAGAGUUGAACCUGUUUUGCUUGACCUGCGGAACGAGGAUUUGCAGCGGAUGCUUCUUGAAUACGGCCGAUCAUAAGCGGCACCAGAUCGAUGACCUGGACGUGGUAUACCGGGAGAAGCUGGCCGAUACCAACGGGAAGCUGAACGUGGUGGGUGAUGUAUUGCAGCAGUUCCAGUCCGUCGUGGACACGACCGAGUACAACGCUGGGAUGAUCUGUAAGACCGAAGACGACAUGGAGACGGAGUUGAACCAGCUUAUGGACACGGCAAAGUCGGAGGCCGUCGAAUGGAAGGAGGACAAACUGCGAUUGUGUUUGUUGCGAAAGGAAGUGCCUAUAAAGAGAAAGUUGCUGUUUGAGGAGUUGCAGGGCAAAAUCAACUGUUUGGCCAAGCAUGAGUUUAUUGCCAAAAAGGACGAAUUGGAGCUGGAAGCGGCUGCGUUGGUUCCCAAUGCACAGGCUCUUUUCCCACCGCCGAUUGACUAUCAUGACUACGAAUGUUCACUGAUUCCUCAAUGUCGGAAGGUUCCGAUCAUCCUGGACAACUUCUCCCGCCACUUUGAAGAUCCGAAGUAUGAUGUCAUCGCCAGUGUGGACGUAUCGGAUAGUAGCGAAACUUUUUGGACCGUUCGUGUUUUCAAGGGACAAUUUUUGACCAUCGAUUUUUCACAGAAACAGCUGCUGAAGCACAGCCUCUUCUUCCAGUUGUAUGUGGAAAUCAUUCACGUCGAUCAUCGCAACACGCUGUGCACCAUGCAGGAAACUCAAUCCACCAAUUGUCACAUCGAUUUGAUAGAAAUGGAAAAGCUGAAAGAAAAGGGAUUCAUAUCCAGUACUGACGAAGUUUCGCUGGGUAUCUGGAUGAGACCCAAGUCAAUCAUCGUAGAACGACAAGCACUUACGUUGAACUUUUUGGAUCUCAAACGGACAAAAUUUGAACUGGAUGAUAAGUACAACGGUGUCGUUUCAAAGCUGGCCGAGUCGGAGCAAUAUUCCGUUGGAUAUUUCCGUAUCCCUCUGGAUAAAUUGCAAUUUCCGGAGGACAACACCACCGAUACGUUGCAAAUCAAAUCCCACCCCAUCAAGGACUUCAGUGGCCGUUCCUGGUGUAUGUACGUGGAGCGGGAGAAAGCCAAUAGGGUCUGCGCCGAAUCGUACAUCGGCGUGUACUUGAUGCUGUGCUCACCAUUGAAGAAGAAGACUUCAAGUCUGCGCCGUCGCUACUAUCUGGAGCUGGUGAAUAAGGACCAUGACUACUGCAUUCGUAAGUACAGCUCGGACAAUUUUGACUCCAUGGCCCGAUGCGGUUGGAGUCCGUUUGUAAAAAUGUCGCGUGUUUUCGCCGACAGCUCGGGCUUUGUUCGAAAAGGAGCUAUCGGGUUCCGAUUUGGAGUUCAGAAUCGGAAGUGGAAAUAAGGCUUUCACAUGAUUAUAGCGCCGUUCAUGAUUUUUAAUUGCAAUGACUUAGUUUAUACAUUAGUAUAGUUUACCAUGUUCUGAUUAACUAUAAUUAACUUCAAGUCCAUGUCCCGUUAUAAUUAGUUUACAACUUUUAUGCUGAAUUGGUUUUUUCGUAACAUCUGUACGAUUAAUUGAUUAACAAUAAAAAAGGGCAAAAUCACCGUUA
Messenger RNA from Aedes albopictus (Asian tiger mosquito), 2069 nucleotides. RefSeq lists its product as uncharacterized. The record is from RefSeq and is a predicted model, not a curated record. Lineage: Eukaryota; Metazoa; Arthropoda; Insecta; Diptera; Culicidae. The coding region runs from base 95 to 1858 and encodes 587 amino acids. Gene Ontology annotation, molecular function: ubiquitin protein ligase activity; ubiquitin protein ligase binding; tumor necrosis factor receptor binding. Gene Ontology annotation, biological process: protein autoubiquitination; negative regulation of centriole replication. The transcript is spliced from 4 exons. Gene Ontology annotation, cellular component: aggresome; peroxisome.